This is a messenger RNA of Euleptes europaea (tarantolino), 906 nucleotides long. It is a transcript of the gene MRPL4, whose product is annotated as mitochondrial ribosomal protein L4. Gene Ontology annotation, cellular component: ribosome. Gene Ontology annotation, biological process: translation. The record is from RefSeq and is a predicted model, not a curated record. Gene Ontology annotation, molecular function: structural constituent of ribosome. Lineage: Eukaryota; Metazoa; Chordata; Lepidosauria; Squamata; Sphaerodactylidae. The transcript has 9 exons. Bases 1 to 906 code for a protein of 301 amino acids.
AUGAUCCGGCUCGCGGCCCCGUGGUUGGGUCGGGGGGCGGCCUCGCGGGUUUUGUCCACUUUGUCCAACCAGAAGGAUCUUCCGGGCAUCUCUGGCAUUGUUGCUGACGAAGCGGAUGCAGCUUCCCUCCCAGCAACGUGCCCUGGCGGGAUCUCCAGCAACCCCAUCCUACGAAAAUGCAACCUUGCUGUCCCCAGGCACCUCGAACCUGUCCAGGCCUGGGUGGAGUCACUGAAACAUUACGACGCCAGAUUCGAAGGUCUGACUGAUCUGCACCCGGACGUCUUUGCCGUAAUGCCCCGCAUCGAUAUCUUGCACACGGUAGCUAUUUGGCAGAAGAACUUCAAAAGAAUUAGCUAUGCCAGGACCAAGACGCGAGCAGAAGUGCGGGGCGGCGGCAAGAAACCCUGGCCGCAGAAGGGGACCGGACGGGCCCGGCAUGGAAGCAUCCGCUCGCCGUUAUGGCGUGGGGGUGGCGUGGCGCAUGGCCCCCGUGGCCCCACAAGCUACUACUACAUGCUCCCCAUGAAGAUGCGUGUCAUGGGCCUCAAAGUGGCGCUGACGACCAAGCUGAUGCAGGAUAACCUGCACAUCGUCGACUCCCUAGAGAUACCAACUUCGGACCCCCAGUAUCUGACCGACCUGGCCCGUUACAGGCGCUGGGGGGAAUCGGUUCUGAUUGUGGAUGUCAGUGAGAUACCAGAGGACAUCAAGUCAGCGGCGAGUAGUCUCAAAACGAUCACGGUCAUUCCGGCAAUAGGCCUCAACGUGCACAGCAUGCUGAAGUACCAGACGCUGGUGCUAACCCUGGAUACCGUCUCCUUCCUGGAGGAGAAGCUGCUGUGGCAAGACAUGCGAUACCGCCAGCUGUACCCUUUCCGGCUGCCCUAUAGUGAUUUCCCGUAG